GUAGUUCAAUUCGUUAAUUUCACAAUGGAUGUGCCUAAACCAGAAUGUUUAAAAAAAAAUGUAAAUGUACCAAAUAAGUUGCUGAUGGGUCCUGGACCUUCUAACUGUCCACCUAGGGUUCUAAAAGCCUUAUCACAGCCUAUUUUGGGCCACAUGCAUCCGGAAACAUUCCAGAUUAUGGAUGACAUUAAAGAAGGUUUAAAAUAUAUUUUUCAAACUAACAAUACUUUGACUUUGGCUCUAUCAUGCUCCGGUCACGGUGGAAUGGAGGCUGUCAUGUGCAACCUUAUAGAAGAAGGUGAUACAAUUUUGAUAGCCAAAAAUGGCAUAUGGGGACAAAGGGCUGAAGAUAUGGCCAAUAGAUGUGGUGCUACUGUAAAAACCAUAGACACAGAAUUGGGCGAUAAUUUCAGCUUGGCUAGAAUACAAAAUGCCAUACAAAGUGUGAAACCGAAAGUUUUCUUCAUUGUACAAGGUGAGAGUUCCACCGGUGUCUACCAACCUUUGGAGGGCAUAGGAGAUAUAUGUCAUAGAUAUAAUUGUUUAUUAGCAGUUGAUACCGUAGCUUCACUAGGAGCAGUACCUUUAUUAGUCGACCAAUGGAACAUCGACGCCAUCUAUACGGGAUCGCAAAAAGUUCUUGGUGUUCCUCCAGGCAUAACUCCCAUCUCGUUCAGUUCAAGAGCACAAAAAAUUAUAUUUAGUAGAAAAACACCUGUUCAAAUUUAUUACUUAGAUAUUACGCAGAUAGGCCAGCAGUGGAACUGCUUUGAGGGACCUAGAAUAUACCAUCAUACAGUCUCAUCAUCUUUAUUGGUAGCUCUAAGGGAAGGUCUAGCCUUGGUGGUGGAAGAAGGUUUGGAGGAACUAAUGAAGAGACAUCGGGAUUGUGCCAAGAGACUCUACGAUGGUUUGGAAAAAUUGGGAUUAGAACCGUUUGUGGAGGAAGUGCAUAAAAGAUUGCCUACUGUCACGACCAUCAAAGUUCCUGAUGGUGUGAACUGGUUGGAUGUUGUUGGAUAUGCUAUAAAACAUUUUAAUUUGGAACUCAGUGGAGGUUUGGGUCCCACUGCUAAUAAAGUAUUUCGAAUUGGGCUUAUGGGUUACAACGCAAAACCAGAGAAUGUCGACAAAGUUCUCAAAGUUCUACAAGGAGGUUUACAGAAGUCAAAAAAUAAUAAAUGUUUGUUUAAGUUGUAAAAUAGUUACUUGUGUACCAGGGCCACAAAAACGACAAUAAAAGAGAAAUAAUGAAAGCGGCCAAAUAAGUGACUUUUUCGGCUGGUUUUAAUUAC
This is a messenger RNA of Brassicogethes aeneus, 1295 nucleotides long. The record is from the annotation of a GenBank genome assembly. NCBI's taxonomy places the organism in Eukaryota, Metazoa, Arthropoda, Insecta, Coleoptera, Nitidulidae.